AUGGGGUACAUCGGCGCGCACGGCGUGGAGACGCUGAAGCGCUACAGGUACAGCGGCCAGGACCACUCGGUGGUGGCCAAGUACGUUCUGCAGCCCUUCUGGAGCCGCUGCGUCACCCUCUUCCCGCUCUGGAUGCCUCCAAAUUUUCAGAUCACACUCAUGGGGUUUAUGUUUCUACUUACAUCUUCGCUGCUUAGCUAUAUUUAUUCACCCCACCUUGACACAGCUCCCCCUCGGUGGGUCCAUCUUGCCCAUGGAAUACUUCUCUUCUUGUACCAGACUUUUGAUGCCGUUGAUGGUAAACAAGCAAGGCGCACCAGCUCAUCAAGUCCUCUAGGAGAACUUUUUGAUCAUGGAUGUGACGCCCUUGCCUGCGCUUUUGAAGCCUUGGCCCUUGGAAGCACCUUGAUGUGUGGAAGGUUGACAUUCUGUUAUUGGGUGGUUGCUGCUGUCCCAUUUUAUCUGGCAACAUGGGAACACUACUUCACAAAUACUCUUAUUCUUCCUGUAAUAAAUGGACCAACGGAAGGCCUGAUGCUGAUCUAUGUCUCCCACCUUUUUACCUUUUUUACUGGUGCUGAAUGGUGGGCGCAAGAUUUUCGAAAAUCCCUCCCUCUUAUUAGUUUGGUUCCACUUCCAUUUGUUCCAGAAAUCCCCUUAUAUGUUAUCGUGCUGAUUCUGAUGAUCAUGUUUGCUGUAAUCCCAACAGUUGGAUCCAAUAUUGGUAAUGUCCAAAAAGUAGUUGAUGCACGGAAAGGGAGCAUGGAAUUAGCAUUAGCAAUGCUCCUUCCAUUUAUUGCGCUGUUAGCUGGAGUUGCUGUCUGGUGUUAUCUCUCUCCUUCAGAUAUCAUGAAGAACCAGCCACAUCUGCUUGUGAUUGGAACUGGUUCUGCUUUUGGAUAUUUGGUUGGAAGGAUGAUACUUGCUCAUUUGUGUGACGAGCCCAAAGGUCUAAAAACAGGAAUGUGCAUGGCUCUGGUGUUUCUUCCUUUUGCUAUCGCAAAUGCUCUCACCGCAAAGAUUAACGACGGGACUCCUUUGGUUGAUGAGCUUUUGGUUAUUCUUCUGUAUUGUGCAACCUCAGUGGGUCUUUACAUGCAUCUCGCCAUUUCGGUUUGUCAUGAAAUCAAGGAUGCUCUUGGAAUCUAUUGCUUCAGGAUAGCCAGAAAAGAGGCUUGA
Messenger RNA from Triticum turgidum subsp. durum (durum wheat), 1179 nucleotides. NCBI's taxonomy places the organism in Eukaryota, Viridiplantae, Streptophyta, Magnoliopsida, Poales, Poaceae. The record is from the annotation of a GenBank genome assembly.